Ipomoea triloba (trilobed morning glory) is the source of this 2016-nucleotide messenger RNA. Its product is annotated as pentatricopeptide repeat-containing protein At1g06270. The transcript is spliced from 2 exons. NCBI's taxonomy places the organism in Eukaryota, Viridiplantae, Streptophyta, Magnoliopsida, Solanales, Convolvulaceae. The record is from RefSeq and is a predicted model, not a curated record. Gene Ontology annotation, molecular function: protein binding. Bases 51 to 1076 code for a protein of 341 amino acids.
GACGCUAUUUGGCUUUGAAUUUUUAGCGCCGAACUCAAACAAGGAUCUAAAUGGCGGCAGCGAAGCUUAGGUCAUUUCUUUCGCCCAUUCAUCGGUCUUCUAUUCAAUUAUUUUCCGCGCGCAAUCUUUCUUCGUCUGCAGAGCUCGAAGAAUCGGUUAGGGCGGCGGUCGAGAGCAAGCGAUACGAGCAAAUUCCUGAACUUCUCGCUGCCGCCGAUCAAUCUCUCCAAAGCCACAACCCUUUCUCGUUCCUCUCGGCCUUCCCGGAGAAUGCGAGAAUCAGUGUCGUCGACGACAUUCUGCAGUCGUUUAUUCCUCUCAGACCUCGUUCUCGUCCCUUUAAAGCUUAUUCAUGUCUUCUUUCAUACACUCUUCAAAGCUCGAAUCCGCUUCCUAUAGCCCUCGCGAUUCUUCAACGUAUUCUCCGUUCCGGCUGCCUUCCUUCCCCUCAAACACACUUGCUCCUUUCCAAUGCGUGGAUUAAACGCAGGAAGCAAUUGCUGUCUGUCUCAGACUUACUAUCAGAGAUGAAAUCAAUUGGAUAUAGCCCCGAUUCCGGCACUUGCAAUUAUCUAAUUUCUUCGCUCUGCAAGGUGGAUCAGUUAAGAGAAGCUGUUAGCGUGUUGAAGGGGAUGGGGCGAGGUGGUUGCGUUCCGGAUUUGGACAGCUAUGGCUCUUUAAUUGCUGAGUUGUGUGAGCUCAGAAUGAUUGAUGCUGCUGUUGAGAUGGUGAGGGAAAUGGUAGUGACAGUCGGCUUGAACCCUAGGCAGGAUGUUUUGGUGAAAGUGUUGGGAGCAAUGCGGGCUAACAAAGAGAUAUGGAGAGCGGUUAGGAUGAUUGAGAUGUUAGAAGCUGAGGGCGUGCAUCUCGGGUUUGAGUGCUUCGAGCUGGUGCUCGAGGGCUGCAUUGAGUGCAGGCAGUUUGUUUUGGCGGAGAAAUUUGUAAUGAAUAUGACAAAGAAAGGAUUUAUCCCAUACAUAAGGGUGAGGCAGAGGCUGGUUGAGGGUCUUGCUGAAGUUGGUGAAUGGGAGCUUGGGAACGCUGUGAGACAGCGAUUUUCUGAGCUAAACUCGUAGUUUCUCAAGCUUUAUAUACAUGUGUGUAUGUUGUGGCUUGUGAAUGGAAACACAGGAAUUUAUGUUCUAGCUCGAGGAUCAUCCCAUUUGAUACCGAAUUUGAUCAUCUUCUCUUAUUGCAGCCUCAGAAUUUCUGGUCUCGGGCUCCUUAUUGGACAUGAGCUUUUCUGCAUAGGUAAAUCAGGAUGAGCUAACUCUGCUGAAAGCCUGAAAUUCAAGGCUUUGAUUUGUCGAGUUUUUAUUUAUUUUAUUUUAAGAGCUUUUAUGCGUUGCUGAGCAAUUUGAUGUGCUGUUUUGGUUUCAAUUCUCAUCUUAUAAGUGAUCCAAAUGGUAAUGCUGAAAAUACUGUAAUUGCAUACUAUAUAUUUGAAUUUCAGUCUCAUAGGCGGAUUUCAAUAAAAAGUUGUAUCAUCAACUUGAUAUAUUACCAGCAAAAUGUGAGUCUCUUAGAAAUAAAACACUUGUUAUGGUUUGAAAUCGUCUGUGUGAUGCCAGUGAUAAUAAUUCAACCCAAAGAGCUCUGUUGCCUAGGACUGCAUUGAUUGAGAAAGGACUCAACUAAUAUUUUGGGGAAGUUCGCGACUUGGCACAAGGACUUUCUUCAGAUAACUAGUUGGAAUUGUGCAUAUACUGAUACAUAUUAUUGAAAUUGUUACUGUCAGUAAUUUUGGCCAAGAUACUAGUGAUGUGGCAAAGAUACAUUCCUCAAGAGUCUUUCAGAGGGUAGCUAGCCAUCAUAGCAAUACCACAUUUGCCAUUCUUGUCUCCAGACCCUCGCUGCAUUUUGAUGUAGCCAGCUUCACCCCAGUUAGUGCCCCAAGAAUUCUUCACAAGCCAGUACGGCUGAUCAUUUUCUUCACCAUAUCCAACUACUGUCACACCAAAAUUCAGUGUUUCGGGACAAAGGGGAUUAAAUAUGCCUUCAGAGUAGAAUCUAAAA